UAUUUUAUUCAUUUAUAUGUGCUGCUGAGAAUAGAACCCAUCGCCCCACACCUGCCAGGCAAGUGCGCUACUGCUGAGCCCCAGCCCAAGCCCCUGCCCAGUUCUUAAAUGACUUUUUGGUGGCUCUUGAGGCCUGGGGACGUCCUCUGCUUCCCCACCCUCUCUGAAUUCUGUGCCAUGGAGACCUGAGGCAAAGCGUUACUCAUGGGCUUAUCUCCCAUUUCUCCUGGUGAAAAGUUAUUCCAGGUCUCAUGAUUUUCUCCAUGAAAGGCCCUCUGUGUCCCAGAGAGAAGCAUUCUGAAAGAAGUUAUGAAGCAUUAUUAACACAAUUACAUAUAACAAAAGACAUAAUUUGAAUUCCCCACAUCUGACAAAGACAUUCAUGGGAGGCGGCAGGAACUCCAGCUGCCCGGGGAGAGCUCAUCCGAGUGGGUGCUGCAGGCGGGGAGUGUGGGCGACAGCUGAGCUGACUGCUUUGUCCCGGGGCACUGGGGCGCUUCUGUACAGGCUGGACCACACCUCUGUCCCCGCCAGGCCCCUCCCUGCCCUCCCCUCACGCCCACAGAGCUUCCCCAGCACUGGCAGGGCUCACCUGGCCCAGGAGACGGCAGGCCACACUGAGGGGACCAGAUAUAUAUAUAUUAUUAGUUGUUCAAAACAUUACAUAGCUCUUGACGUAUCAUAUAUAUUUUUCGUAUACUUUGUUCAACUUCUCUAGCCAUUAGGGAAAUGCAAAUUAAAACUACACUGAGAUUCCAUCUCACUCCAGCCAGAAUGGCAAUCAUCAAGAAUAUAAGUAACAAUGAAUUUUGGCGAGGAUAUGAAGGAAAUGAUACAUGUAUACAUUGCUGGUGGGACUGCAAAUUGGUGCAACCAGUAUAGAAAGUAGUGUGGAGAUUCCUCAGAAAACUUGGAAAGGAACCACUAUUUGACCCAGUUAGCCACUCCUUGGCAUAUACUCAAAGGAACUGAAAAUCGGCACACUACAGGGACACAGCCACAUCAAUGUUUCUAGCAGCUCAAUUCACAAUAGCUAAGCUAUGGAGCCAACCUAGAUGCCCUUCAACAGAUGAAUGGAUAAAGGAAAUGGGGUCUAUAUAUACAAUGGAAUAUUACUCAGCCAUAAAGAAGAAUGACUUUAUAGCACUUUCUGGUAAAUGGGUGGAACUGGAGACUAUCCUGCUGAGAGAAAUAAGCUAAUCCCCAAAAUGCAAAGACCAAAUGUUCUCUCUGAUAUGCAGAUACUAACACCCAAUAAGAGGAGGGUAGAAGUUCACUGCAAUAGACAAAGAGGAAUGAAGGGAAGGGAGGGAGAUGGGAAUGGGAAAGACAGUGGAAUGAAUGGGACAGAACCUUCCCAUGUUCAUAUGUGAACACACGACUAGGGAAACUCCACAUCAUGUCCAACCACAAGAAUGGGGAGUUAGACUCCAUGUAUGUGUAACAGGUCAACAUACACUCUACUGUUAUAUGUAUCUAAAAAGAACAAAUAAGAAAUAAUAGAUAAAAGAACCAUCAAUUAUAGGCAAUAAAAGUGACCAGGGAAAUAUUCAGGGGAGAGCAGAGCAGUGAUGGCCAUCCUAGUGAACUUCUCUCACUUCAUUCAAAAUGAUCAGAAACAGCUGCUUAUUUAUUGGGCAUGUGACGUUGUGUCGUUUGUCGCCAUAGUGCCAUUUGAUAUUUGUGCUUUCUCUUAUAUUUGUAGUAGGUAAGCUCAGCUAAAGCAGAGGCUAUGGGAAACACCCAGUUCUCGAUCUGUGUGUGCCAUGGUGUGUGUUUACUAAGUAUUUAUUUGGGGGAGGGAAUGGGACAGAUAAGGUCAUGGAAGGCGUCACAAGUUAACUUACUUGCCCAAGGUCAGUUUGCCUGCUGAAUAAAGUCAGCAUCCAGACCCGGGGCUGGCCAGGCACGGUGGUGCACGCCUGUAAUCCCAGUAACUCAGGAGGCUGAGGCAGGAGGACCACAGAUUCAAGGCCGGCCUCAGCAAUUUAGUGAGGCCCUAAGCAACUUAGUGCUAAAAUCCUGGUGUAAAGUUGGAAAAAAGUCCCUUCUCCACCCAACCUGUUUUCUGAUCCGUCAGGUCUUUCAAAUGAGUGCCAUCUGGGAGUCUGAGGGUCCCCCCUGGCCCCUGGGCAGGCUGAUGGUCUUCAUCUCCCCAGUGGCUUGGAAUUGGGGCAAGGGGCUUGGAGGAUGGUGACCCACUCACACGUGCACGGGAGGAAAGAGGGGACCCCUAACUCAUAGGUGCUGUGGUGCCAGGUCCCCAAACCCUGAAGCGAAAGUAGAAGAGAGAAGACCAAAGUGCAGCAUUGGAAGGUCUCACACAGCUUUGAUUCUUAAAGAGACAGAGGGCUCGGAUUCCUCUCUCGGGCUGGUGCAUUUUAUAAUCUGAAACAGGCGCCUGGGCUGAUAACUGUGCCCAGCUCUGAUCCCUGGCACAUCAGAGAACUGCUUUUGAGAGGAAAAAAAAGAAAGAAAGAAAGAAAAAAAAAAAAAAACAGGCGUGUGUCUUUAAAGCCUCUCCUUUUUAAAUGUGAUUUUUUCCGUGCUCCUUUGGAGGCUGCAAAGCUGGGCCUCUGCACAGCCGUCCCCCCCUCCCGGCGGCGGCAGGGGGAUUAUUGAUUUGGAAGGCGAGGCUAAUUUACAUGUAAAUAAAUCUCAGCCCUGGGCAGCAGCGGGGCUGGGACGGCCAGAUGCCGUGACUGACUUGCUGACAUCACGGCCUCAUUAGCAUGCGGAGGAUGCUGGCUCGGCCACAGCGACUUCUCGGGCUCUCGCCAGCCACUCUGCCGACAGUUAUUAUUAUUCUUUUGGCCUGAGCUGCACAUUUCCUGGUUCAGUGCCUGGGGCUUUGCGCGAGCAGCUGACUGGUCUCCGGGGUCUGGCUCGGGAUCUGUGGGUGACAGCCGCGGCCAGGGUCUGUGACUUCCUUCAGCUCCUCCUGAAGAAGGGGAAGUUCAGAGCAAUCUGAGGAUCUCAGGCGAUCAGAGAGCUCCGGGGGGGGGGGGGACCCGGAGGAAAGGCAGAAGGCACACUUUGCCCCCUGCUUGGUGGGUCCCCCAGCAGGGUCUGCAGCCAGCGAUGGUGACAUGGUGACGGUGUUUUUCUCCAAGGGAGUGCAUACACAUAGAAGGGCUCUGGCUUGAGCCCGCUGCCGGCUUGGCUCGGGAAGGGCUCAGAUGGGCCAAGGCUUUGGAGGAGAAGAAGAUGCUUUGGCUUGCUGAGGUCCUGCCUGCCUUCCUAGAAACCAGAUCCAGGCAGAAAGUGAACUGGCUCAAUUGAGGAGCGCCGGGGAUCGGGUCGGAAGCUUCCUUGGAGACUGGAGCAUCUCGGCUUCCCUGGAGGAAGAUCUGCCUGCACUGCAAGUGUCCCCAGGAGGAGCACAUGGUGACAGUGAUGCCCCUGGAGAUGGAGAAGACCAUCAGCAAACUCAUGUUCGACUUCCAGAGGAACUCCACGUCGGACGACGACUCGGGCUGCGCCCUGGAGGAGUACGCCUGGGUGCCCCCAGGGCUGAAGCCCGAGCAGGUGCACCAAUAUUACAGCUGCCUGCCAGAAGAGAAAGUCCCCUAUGUCAACAGCCCCGGAGAGAAACUGCGAAUCAAGCAGCUGCUGCACCAGCUCCCGCCACAUGACAAUGAGGUUCGAUACUGCAACUCCCUGGAUGAGGAAGAGAAGAGGGAGCUUAAGUUGUUCAGCAACCAGAGGAAACGUGAAAACCUGGGCAGAGGGAAUGUCAGGCCCUUCCCUGUCACCAUGACAGGGGCCAUUUGUGAGCAGUGCGGAGGCCAGAUUAAUGGCGGGGACAUCGCCGUGUUCGCCUCGCGCGCCGGCCACGGGGUUUGCUGGCACCCGCCAUGCUUCAUCUGCACCGUCUGCAAUGAGCUCCUGGUGGAUCUGAUCUACUUCUACCAAGACGGGAAGAUCUACUGCGGCCGGCACCAUGCCGAGUGCCUGAAGCCACGCUGUGCAGCCUGCGAUGAGAUCAUCUUUGCAGAUGAAUGCACGGAAGCAGAGGGGCGGCACUGGCACAUGAAACACUUUUGCUGCUUCGAGUGCGAGACGGUGCUGGGCGGCCAGCGCUACAUCAUGAAGGAGGGGAGGCCCUACUGUUGCCACUGCUUCGAGUCCUUGUAUGCGGAAUAUUGUGACACCUGUGCCCAACAUAUAGGGAUCGACCAAGGUCAGAUGACCUACGACGGGCAGCACUGGCACGCCACCGAGACCUGUUUCUGCUGUGCUCACUGCAAGAAGUCCCUCCUGGGGCGGCCAUUCCUCCCGAAGCAGGGCCAGAUCUUCUGCUCCAGGGCCUGCAGCGCCGGGGAGGACCCCAACGGCUCCGACUCGUCGGAUUCCGCCUUCCAGAACGCCCGAGCCAAGGAGUCCCGGCGCAGCGCCAAGAUCGGCAAGAAUAAGGGCAAGACGGAGGAGGCCAUGCUGAACCAGCACAGCCAGCUGCAGGUGAGCUCCAACCGGCUGUCGGCCGACGUGGACCCCCUGUCGCUGCAGAUGGACCUGCUCAGCCUGUCCAGCCAGACGCCCAGCCUCAACCGGGACCCCAUUUGGAGGAGCCGAGAUGAGCCCUACCAUUACGGGAACAAGAUGGAGCAGAACCAGGCCCAGAGCCCCUUGCAGCUGCUGAGCCAGUGCAACAUCAGGACUUCCUACAGUCCGGGGGGACAGGCGGCCGGCGCCCAGCCCGACAUGUGGCCCAAGCACUUCAACAACCCCAAGAGGAGCUCGUCCAUGGCCAUGAAGGGACACGGCGGCAGCUUCAUCAAGGACUGCCGGGAGGACUAUUACCCAGGGAGGCUCAGGUCCCAGGAGAGCUACAGUGACAUGUCCAGUCAAAGCUUCAGUGAGCCCCGAGGCAGCAUCCAAGUCCCCAAGUACGAGGAGGAGGAGGAAGAGGAGGAGGAGGAGGAGGGCGGCGGCGGCCUGUCGGCUCAGCAGUGUCGGCCCCGCCAUCCCAUCAGCUCCCUGAAAUACACGGAGGACAUGACGCCCACCGAGCAGACCCCCCGCGGCUCCAUGGAGUCCCUAGCCCUGUCCAACGCCACAGGCCUCUCUGCCGAAGGUGGCGCCAAACGCCAGGAGCACCUGUCCCGGUUUUCCAUGCCCGACCUCAGCAAGGACUCGGGCAUGAACGUGUCGGAGAAGCUGAGCAACAUGGGCACGCUCAACUCGUCCAUGCAGUUCCGCAGCGCAGAGUCGGUGCGCAGCCUGCUGUCCGCCCAGCAGUACCAGGAGAUGGAGGGCAGCCUCCACCAGCUCGGCAACCCCAUCGGGUACCGAGACCUGCAGUCCCACGGGAGGAUGCACCAGAGCUUCGACUUCGAUGGCGGCCUCGCGGGCAGCAAGCUGGCGGGCCAGGACGCGGUGCGGGCGCAGCCCCUGAGCGAACGCACCCGCAGGAGGACUACCCCGCGCGACGACCACCGGCGCUUCCGUCCCCACCGCUCCCGGCGAUCCCGCCGCUCCCGCUCGGACAACGCCCUCCACCUGGCCAGCGACCGCGAGGCCAUGUCGCGAUUGAAAGAAAGGCCCUCCCUGAGAGCCCGCGAGGACUACGACCAGUUCGUGCGCCAGCGGAGCUUCCAGGAGAGCCUGGGGCAGGGGCCCCGGAGGGACCUGUACGGCCAGUGCCCGAGGACUGUCUCGGACCUGGCUUUGCAGAAUGCGUUUGGGGAGCGCUGGGGACCCUACUUCACCGAGUACGACUGGUGUUCCACCUGCUCCUCAUCCUCCGAGUCUGACAACGAGGGCUACUUCCUAGGAGAACCCAUCCCCCAGCCAGCCCGCCUGCGGUAUGUCACCAGUGACGAGCUGCUGCACAAAUACAGCUCCUACGGCGGCGUCCCCAAAUCCUCCUCCACGUUGGGGGGCAGAGGACAGCUGCAUAGCAGGAAAAGACAGAAGAGCAAAAACUGUAUCAUUUCGUAAUAGGAUGGGGGUCGGAGGGAACGGGGGCGAUGGGAACCAAGAAUGUACAUUCAGAAACUUGCACUGUUUUCGAUUUUAAAGCGCUUUGGGGGUGGGGGUGGUUCGUGGGGGGAGAAAAAGGGAGCGUUCUCAGCUGGAGGCAAGGUUACAGAUGGACUCAAUAGGUAGUCACAGUUCUUAGCAUGUUGAAUAUCAUGUGCCCAUUUCACGUUGGAAACACAGUAGAGUCUAUGGAGGCCCUUUCCCAUCAGUCAUGUGUUCAGUGGCUGCUUACGAGGUGACAAACCCUUUCCUGCUCGCUUAUUUCCUCUCUGGUACUCUUACUUUUAGGACUCCCCCCCCCCCUUUUUUUCUUUUUCAGUAAGUAAUUUGUUUAUUAGCCAAGACCCAAGACUAAGUUAUUUACAUGUCCAUUGUAAAUGCAUUGUAAAUGAGAGUUCUGAUAAAAUAUUUUUGUAUUUUGUAAUAUCAAAGGAAUUUCUAUAUGGUAGGACUCCGUGGGGUCUUUGCAUGCUCAUCUGGCCUUGUCUUUGAGUAGUAUUACAAGGUGGCCCAGGACCACCCCCUUUUUUUUUUUUCCUAUACAAAUUUGUUAUAUGUCAGUGAGACCUUUUUUCAAAGGAGUGUAUUCAAUCUGGCUUUUUGUGGCUGAAAAAAAAAAUUUUACCCAAAGUAUUUUAUGCUCCAUUUCAUCUUAAGGAGCCAUCCUUAAGCCCGCUCCCAACCUUGGUAGGAUUUGUUCUCUACAAAGUGAUAGUAAUUUUUUUUUCUUAAUUGCAAAUGUAACUUUUGCCGAUUUAAUCAACCAGUGUCAGUCAAGUUGCGUGAGAAAUGCCAUCCCUUACCCGGGAACAUUGAAGUUGCUUAAUAUUGAUCUAUCCCUCGGGAAAAAUUAAAGUGACCGUGAGUGGUGGUGCCGUUGUGUGCUGUCAGCAUGACAUUGUUCUGAAUGUGGCAUUAUUUUUCUGGUGCUCCUGUUUCCUGGAUCGUUGUAUCUGCUUUCCUUUCCCAAGGCAGACAGAGCUGCUGCCAUCGCCUGACAACCGGUUGUCCUCAGAGCAAAUGAACUUAAACUUAAGCGUUUAGAUUCGAGGGAUGGGAUGGUUCUGAGGGGCUCUGGGAGCCAGGGUGUGUUGGAUGUUAUGCUGGAGGAAGGAACAAAGCUGUUUGAGGACAGGAAGGUCAAGGUCAAGGUUAAGGUAGGAGGGGAAGAAGAAGUAAGUAUAUGAAAGAAGGACUUCCGCAGAGGAAAUGGAGGAACAGUCCCCUUGUGCUUGCAGAGAGAAGCUGGUUCCCAAGCGUAGUAACCUGAGUUCCCCAGGAAGGUCCAGCUGCUGAGAUUUCAGGGUCAUGACUUGGGGGGGGAAAAAAAACAGACUUUGUUGAAAGAGAGAUUCCCAUUUUGAACUUGGAGGGCUGUGGGUCAGACAGAAAGUGGGCUCAGAAGUAAGUUUGCUUCAAGAAGACAUUUCACGGUUGUGCUGUUUAUAUAGUAAAAUAAAACUUCCUGCCUUGCUUCAGUUAAAAAUGAAGCACUUUUGCUCUUUCGUCCAUUCUCCUCCACUCAGUGGAUUGUGGCCAUCAAAGUGACCCAUUGGAGGACCCACCUUUACUGAGACGUACUGUCCAUUUAGUACCUGGUGUGUGUGUCUCCAUGGCCAUCUGCCAUGGUGACGUGAGCGUGGUGGUCUCUUUGCUGUCGUAGUUAACAUUUUCUAAUAUUUUUAAUGGAGAGAAUGUGAACCACCAUGGCUUCUCAGACACCAUCCCACGUGGGUCUGGGGUGGUGGGGAAGGAAGGCUGUAAAGGGCGUGGUCAUGGCAGUCCAUUCAGGAUGGAUUAAAAAAUAAUUUGCUUUUCAGGUAUUAAUAAGACAUUUGUCAUUGUCACUGAUUUUUUUAAAAAAGAGCAAUGCAAAUGUUGGUUGUGGCUGUUUUUCCGCAUGCUAUCUUCAUAUCUAAAUGCUUCAUUAAUUAUCCGAGCCUCUGGAGAAUUAACUCUAUUAACGUUUGUAUAGUAAGUUUGUAAACUGCUUGGCAAACUGAUUAAGAAAUAAUGUACAAUACCACACUACUUAAAGUGGUAGGUUUCUGGUAGAAAUUGGGUGAGUCCCAUUUGGAGUUUGGAGUUCCUUGAUUGAUCAGAAUAAAAAUGCAUUUGUUGGGGGGAAAAUAAAAAGAAGAGAGGAAAAGCAGA
Messenger RNA from Marmota monax (woodchuck), 8139 nucleotides. It is a transcript of the gene Prickle2, whose product is annotated as prickle planar cell polarity protein 2. Bases 3385 to 5943 code for a protein of 852 amino acids. NCBI's taxonomy places the organism in Eukaryota, Metazoa, Chordata, Mammalia, Rodentia, Sciuridae. The record is from RefSeq and is a predicted model, not a curated record. Gene Ontology annotation, molecular function: zinc ion binding. The transcript is spliced from 8 exons.